Xiphophorus maculatus (southern platyfish) is the source of this 1588-nucleotide messenger RNA. RefSeq names its product forkhead box protein N5-like (gene foxr1). The coding region runs from base 17 to 916 and encodes 299 amino acids. Gene Ontology annotation, cellular component: nucleus. The transcript has 7 exons. Gene Ontology annotation, biological process: regulation of DNA-templated transcription. Lineage: Eukaryota; Metazoa; Chordata; Actinopteri; Cyprinodontiformes; Poeciliidae. Gene Ontology annotation, molecular function: sequence-specific double-stranded DNA binding; DNA-binding transcription factor activity. The record is from RefSeq and is a predicted model, not a curated record.
UGAAGCAGGUCCAAGCAUGACGUUCCAGCUGAAAACCAGAGGCCGGUUCUGUGGCCUGCACUGCUCUGUGGGUCUGACCGACUGGGACAUGGACAAAGAGCUCAAACUGGCAACAACCACUGACCAAAACUGUAACGAAGACAAAGUGAAUGAUCAAUAUUUGGCCCAGAGACCCUCUGCAAGGGCCUGCAGAAGAAAAGAUGAGUUCAUUUGGUACGAUAAGACAUCAGACACAUUUGUGAAACCGAACGUGUGGCUGUUGGUGAAUCCCAACAUCGCCUGUCCGGUCCGGUAUGUGCAGACGGACGCUGACCUCCAGCCUGAGCCGGGUCAUGCCGACCAGCUGCUCCAGCUGGAGCCCGGGGACGCGGAGGGCCCGUCCACAUCCGAUCCGCAAACCUGCCCCCAUCAGGAGGAGCUGAUGCUUUCUGCUUCCUCCACAGAGAAACACACGAUACAAGAAGAUUCCAGCAAACCAGUCCGGACCAGACGGAAGGGGAAGAUCACAAAAGUCGUGGACCUGAAGUCCCUGAAGCCGGGCUGCUGGCCUCGUCCGCCGGUGAAUUACUGCGUUCUGGUUGCUCUGGCACUGAAGAGCAGCCAGACGGGGAGCCUCAAGGUCCAGCAGAUUUACAACUUCACCAGAGAGCACUUCCCCUUCUUUCAGACGGCUCCGGACGGCUGGAAGAACACGAUCCGCCACAACCUGUGCUUCAGCAGCAGCUUCCGUAAAACCUGCAACCAGCUCUGCAAAGAGGGGAAGAGGAAGUCGUGCUUCUGGCACCUGACGCUGGACGGCCACCGCCGGCUGCAGGACGAGCUCCACACGCUGACCGGCGAAACCCUAAAGAUGCUGAAGAGGAGCAUGUCCAACCCAGCCGGCCUGGCAGAACUCAUUUGUGAGAUAAAAGGUUAAAGUAAAUGCUUUUCUUUUUGCAUUUCAGAUGUAAUAUGGAGUUUACUUAAAAUGUGAUUCCUGCAGGUUUCAAUGCACUUAAAAUGAUGCAUAAUAAAAUAUGCAUAUCAUUCAGUUGAGUUGUCUUUAAAUGUGGUCUUUUUUUAUUUAUACAAAGUAAAAACAACUUCUUGCUUACAUCUGUAUCAUCUAGGGACGCUUCAAGCAAUCUCACUGCAAGUUAAAUCAAUCUACAGAUGUUGAGGUAAAAUGAUCAAAGACUUGCUGACAUGUUUUCCAGAUAGAUGGAAGAAAACACUUCAUAUCUGCUCCUUUGAAAGUUGAGAUGCAACUUCUAUGUUUGUCUGUUGUUUUAUACUGUGACUUCACCAAACUGAGCUUUGGAGUUCCUCUGGGACGUGUGCUCAGUCCUUUUGCAUUUACCUGAUCGGCGGCGUAGUGCAGCAUAAAUCAGCAGGUUGGGAUUACAGAGAAGUUUCUCCUUGAAUCUUAUCGUCACCCACCUGACGUCCCUCAGGAGGCUGAAGCGGGAAAUCUUGAUUCAGCAGCUGCAGCAGUUUCACAUGCAAACUGUUUGAAGGGAAUAAAACAUUUGUCAUGAGGCGAUCUGACUCUGCUUUCAAUGUUUGGUCUUUAGUCGUCUGGAGGAAAUCUUUGCUCCAUCGAGUGCUA